This is a messenger RNA of Paramuricea clavata, 570 nucleotides long. The record is from the annotation of a GenBank genome assembly. NCBI's taxonomy places the organism in Eukaryota, Metazoa, Cnidaria, Anthozoa, Malacalcyonacea, Plexauridae.
AUGAAUGGUGAGGAACUUGCCAGAGAACUUAUCACUGUUUUGUCUAUCAAACUAAGUUUGGAAUCUCACCAGUUGUUAGCAGUGAUGCGAGACAGAGCUAGUGUGAAUGGCGCUGCAUUAAACAUUGUCAAAAUUAUGUAUCCUAACCUGCUUGAUGUUGGUUGCCUUAGUCACAUGCUUAACCUUGUUGGAGAAAGAUUCAAAACUCCUACUUUGAGCCUUUUCAUUGCUCACUGGAUUGCUUUGUUUAGUCACAGUUAUAAAGUCAAAGCAUUAUGGAAAGAAGCAACAGGACGAGCUAUGGCAUCAUAUUCUAAAACUCGUUGGUGGAGUAGAUGGGAGCUAAUGAAUCAGGUAAUGGUCCAGUUUGCUUUUAUUGAGCCUUUCCUUCAAAAUAAUGAAGAUAUUGGCCCAGCUACACGAGCAAAACUGCUGGAAAUCCUAAGCCACCCCCCAUCAAUGCUUUUACUGAAGGUAGAGUUAGCUGCUGUGAUUGACUUAGGUGAACAUUUUGUGAAAGGAACUUACAGAUUAGAAGGAGAUGGGGUACCUUGUGCUAAGUUGUUAUGA